Porites lobata is the source of this 19772-nucleotide messenger RNA. The record is from the annotation of a GenBank genome assembly. Lineage: Eukaryota; Metazoa; Cnidaria; Anthozoa; Scleractinia; Poritidae.
AUGGCAGAACUGAACAAGGAGUUGCUGGGUAGUUUGUAUGUCCAAGAGCAGUAUGAAGUCAAUGGAGCCGAGCCGGAGUCGGUAGGCACUUAAACCCUGACUAGCUAAUAUAGUUCAGUUAAUACUGAUCCUUAUUCGAAGUUGCUCCUUCAAUGAUUACUCGUUUUACUUCAGUUUAAACUGGUCAGUUUUACGAUUUAACUUGCAAGAGUAAUUAACGUAAAGUUGUUCGACGUUUCGAAUUAUUCAACAACAUUAUCAAGAUUAAAAAAAAGUUAAGUGAUGAAGUUGUUUCUGAAAAUGUUGAGAUUUUAAUUUAUUAGAUGGGAUUCGGGGGCGCUUGAUUUUUAUGUAAAUGUAAAUACGCUAAUAGAACAGCUUCCCGAGAAUCGCAUUUUUUGCGGUUUGAUACAUGGCUGCAGUAUACUGAGAACAAAGGUUUCGAGCAAAUAAAUUUUAUAAAAGGAUCAUUGAACACGGACCACGAGAUCGACGUUAUUUUAAACCCGCCAGAGUCGAAGUUAAGAAUUGAAGCGGAAAAUAUAUCAAUCGAAGUGCUCUUAAUUGGGAUCGUACCCAGGACGCCGCCGAGACUCGUCGAUCGACGGUUUCAUUCUUGGUCCGAUCACCCGGUGAAUACUUCUUCAGUUCCUUUAGACAUUUUUUCAGUGUAUGAAUUAAAUUUGAUGAAUUACUUGCACUGUGUAACUGCAAUUCUUUGCAGUUAUUUCUGUCCACCUCCUCCACAUUUCCCAACAACGUUGCAAUGCAACACAUUAACUGACAAUCUGAAUGAGUUUGACUCCAAAAUAUGGCUACUUUUCCAAAAAAGUCGGCAUGGUUCUUGUCAUAAUGAGACCUGCUUUAACCGAGAAAUUUUUCAGACGUUUCAAUGUUCGUAUUCAACAUGAGAAACUGAGGCGGUGAGUCGAACAAGACUCACUCAGGGCUCUGUUUAUUGCCAUCUCCUUUAACUGGCUCCAGUACUGUAUGAGCUGCUCAACUCCACAGCGUACUCAUGCAAAUAUUAAAAGCCAUCACGCUUGAAAAAACAUCACUGAUGCAUAAAGAUCUCAAGAGUUUCGAGUUAAAAGAAUGUUUUUACCCAGUUUAUCUAGAUCUACAUUUCCCAAACCAACCAAACUUCUUUACAUAGCCGGACUAUGUAGAGACUGAAGGGCAAAAAACAACUUAAAAAAAGACUGAAAGUGACAACAAACAUGAAGGGAUUUUCAGAUCUAAAGUGUGACGACGAUACAAUGAGGGCCAAUACCGGUUUCUAUAAGCUUAUUGUGUUGGACCUAAAGUUCCAAUGUUUUAUCAGUGUUAUACUACGCACAAGUAUAAAAUUCAAUUGACCACUGAUUGUUUGUUGUAUUGGGUUUGAACAUUAACUCAACAAUUCAAACAGGCAAUAUCAUAGAUAACUACUUCACCAUUGGGUCUCCCGGCUAAUUUAUUUAUACUGUAUUCAGUCACCCGGCAAUAAAUUUCAAAGGUCCUUUAAUCUCAUUUGAGGCGUACUCGCGUCUUCCGAUCAAGGUCCGUGUAAAAGCUCUGCCUCCAGCUGAGUCACUACUCCGCCGGCCGGUGACUGACUUGACUGACCAUUACUCUGCUGCCUGUUUCCUAAACUGAGACACUGAUUUAUUCAGUUAAAGGCUGAUUAGUUCUACUAACUUUACACAGUGCAAACAUGAGUAAGGCUUCAGGUGGAAAACGAGCAAAAGCGGGAAGCGCAGAGGAAAAAGAGAAUUUGGUAAAGUAUUCUCAGCUUGUAGUUUGUCGCCGCUAGCAAUGACGAACGAUUGGCAAAUUAUAAGCUCUUUUUGUUACGUAAUUAGUUAAAGCAUUUUCCAUUAGCUAAAGAUUUUCGCUAAAGCGUGCAUCAGACGCAGUUUUAACUUCUGAUUUUAAUAAUGUGACAAACGUCGUGUAAACGUUUGCCUUUACCAAUGUUCUAAAUAUAGAAAGACCUCUGCAAGUUAUUUCUUUCCUGCUGUAUCUCAUAAAACCAGUAAAACGGUAAAAUGGUUUGGUUUCCCCAUAACUUGUGAGCGAAGUUAAGAUCAAGUAUGAGAGUGACAGUGAACUGGGAACCUCAACAACAGUGACUCACUGGUAGUUAAUAAGACUUUUCAAAAUUCUUUUAAUUUUUUUAAAAUUGUAUUUAGGCAUAUUCCUUCUAAAACAUUUCUUAACCUUUUCGCGAUCUAAAGUAAAGCUUUUGCUUGAAAAAAGCCUUUAUACUGAUAUUUGUAUUAACAUACGGCUGAGGAAAUGAGCAAACCAAAAAUUUGUAAUACUCUAAUUAGGUACGGUAGUAUUUUAAUAUGGUGUGCAUACGGAAAGAGCAACUAUAUUAGGUCACGUGGUUGUGACGUAUAUACCGGCCGUUGGUGGCUGAUUGCCAUUAUUACGCAGGUCAAGUUCGCGAUAAAACAGACCUCACAGCAGAAAACUUUCCAGUUUUCACUUAAAUAAAUUCUACAAUUCUGAUACUGCGAACGGGUUUGUUAAGAGACUCAAGAUUGUAACGAAUACAUGAGUAUGCCGUAUGAAACGGCAAAAAGGAAGAUAUAGCGUGAUCAUGGAGUCUCUAAUUUUUAACAGUAUACUAUAUACACUAUUUUGCCGUAUUGGCUAUCACACGUGAAUGGAUGAGUGCGAUGUAUUUUUUACUGACCAAGAAUCUACUUAAGUCACCAGUAUCGUUGUUUCAUCUUUUAAACAUUAAAUUUAAUGUCAGCGGCUUUAUCUUGUCAGAGUGAUGUUCUAGCCAGUCAGUCGGGUCCGUGUUAAGAUCAGAGACCUUUUGAAUACUGUCCAAUUACCGUUUACCAUCUUUGUUCUACCUUGCCACUGGAAUUUUGAAGACGUUAUGUGGCCAAUGUUGUUCUUGGCUUAGUCUACUGACAUGUAUUCAGUUUGAUGUAUUGCAUUAUAUACCAUUGUAAGCACUUUAUCAUAGACAUCAUGGAGCCCGUUCAAUCUUAAAAAAGGAAUUAGCUGGUGAACAAGAUUUUAUUCCUGGCUUCUUUGUUUUACGGCUGUAUGUCGAAACCUAAGUUACACACAUCUCAAACUACCUGCCAAAGUGCUCUAUCACUGAAAGAGUUAAAAAUAACAUAAAUACCAGAAAAGCUAUAUUUUUCACUGCUUUAUCAGCAGAUAUGAAAGUAAAGUUUAGGUUACAAAAUGUAUCAAAAAAGAACGAAGGCAAGAAAGAAAGAAAGAAAGAAAGAAAGAAAGAAAAUUGGUGACUGUUUCUUCCGAGUCACUUUGGGAACAAAAGGAUAUAUGAUUGUAAGGUUUUCCUGGGAAGCGGGAAAGGACUCAUUGACAUUUUUCAUUGACACUUGUGCUUCUGGUGUCUCAGCUUCAUGCUUCUGGUCUCAGCUUUAAUUUUGCCAGAAGAACGUUACAAAACAAAUACCGUAAAAAUUCCGAAAAAAAGCCCCUCCUUGUAAUCGCCCCUUGGAAUAUAAGAAUAUAAGCGCCCCGGGGGCUUGUGCUUGGAAUUUGCCCUCCAAUACAAAGUAAAACAAAGCAAAAAUGGUAAAUUUCCCUCCCACUAUAAGCUAGCCGGCAAUCGAUUUUGAAACGCAAAUUUCCCUCCGUACAUAAGCCUCUCCGAUUAUAAGCCCCUCCAAAAAUAAGCCCCUCAAAAAGGGCCUUUGAAAAAUAUAAGCCCCGGGGCUUAUUUUCGCAAUUUUACGGUAACUAUCUCUAAAAAUCUCUAAACCGUUUCCGAUUGACCAAAUAUAAAACAAAUUAAGAAACUCCACUGACCCGCUUACGUAACCCGGUGGGACCCACAAGAAUGAGUUGAUCACGUGGCAUUCGAUUGGCAGUCAUUAACACUACACGUGGGUUUCCACAGGGGUUGUGUAGUUGUACUCCAAUAUGGCGACCACGGAGCUUGAAAUGGACGAAGACGUAUGAUGCUUUUGUAUGAUUACUUCUUCGGUAUGUUUAUCAAAACUAACGGAAAGAUUUAUUUCUUUUUCUAGUUUGGUAGAAGUCAAAGCUACCGCGUCGCAACAACACCUCUUAUGGGAGAUGGUUCGAAAGAGAAAGAUGGCGGAAAACCGGCAAAGAAGCCUUCUAAGUCGAAAGCCAAAAAGAAGGAUAAGAAGGAAGACUUGGACGAUCUCAAAAAGGAGUUAGAAAUUGUAAGGAAACAUAUUCAAUGCAACGAUAUGGUUAUCUUUAGUUGUCAUGCUGAAAUCGUUCUUAUAUUUUGUAGGAUUGGCACACAAUUACUCUCGAAGAUUUGUGUAGCCGCUUGGAAACAAACACACAAACGGUUAGUUCAAAUCUUGUAUAUACUCUUUAUAUAUUUCAGUUAGGUUCAAUCUUUUAUACAGUACGCGGAAGGAAAAGCCGUUACUUUGUUCAAGUCGAUCUGAUUACACAGUGUUUGUAAAGCUAGCAAAUCUACUACUAGUUGCCGGUUACGGAGUGAGCUUAAUUAAAAUGUACAUAUGCUUAAUAGCCUCGGAAUAUUGGCUUCUCUCAAACACCUUUAAUAUUUCCUACCUCAUAAGUUGUCGCGCUUGAUGAUUUUGUUGAAGAAGGAUUUUAUACUACGCCCCUGUAGUACAAUAACUAACCACAGACGAUUUUUGUAGGAAGCUCUCGUUUUGCUGACUCUGUUUCUAAUAAUUAUUUUGUGAUGUUAUGCUUAAGUCCAGCUCUAAAAGUGGCGAGCUCUUUUGUCAAAAUGCAAAUAUCAAACAUUUCUUUUGCAUAUUUCUAUAAGUUUUCGUAAAGGCAACUUGACUUUAUUCCAUUGUUGUUAAACCGUAUGUCGUUGCACAGGCCUUCCUAAAAUGGGCCCAGACGGAAAUCGACAACAAUGUUUAUUUCGGACCUUCCCUCCUACUUGCACGAGCUGGCUCGACAAAAGAUAUGUUAACUUUGUUUUACGGCGACGUGUUUGUUAUUAAAACCAUACAUUAUUUCUGCCAUAUGAUCUGAUUUUAUAAUGCCAUGCAAACCAGCUGGGGUCUUGGAAGUCAAGUUACUGUCGAUUUCGGGCAUAAAAGCCUUGAUGCUUUUUAUAUUAAAGGCCAGUUAAUAAUUUGCUAUGAAAUUGCUAGAAUUACUAAAACUCUCUUUUGGCAGUUCUAAAUGCAAAUUAUAUCGUUUAAACUUACAGUUUUUGUCUGUUGUAUUAUUUUACAGUGUAGGCUUUUGUUGCAUAAAGAGGCAUUUUUGCAAAAAUCUUAGAAAUGAAUAUUGAUUUUAUAAUGUGAUCAUGACAAACCAGCUGCAACAGACAUAAUGGGAUGGUCACUCAAUCAUAACCAAAACAUUUCAUAACUGAAAUCAAAAUUUACCAUCUUUGCUUUAGAAACUUUUCUAUAAUUCUUUAUUUGGAUGUUAUCAAAGUUUUAAGACUUGCCCCUUUUUCACUGACAUAUUGUCAAGUGCUGCACAUAUACAUGUAGCUAGGUAUUGCUUCUCUUUUUCAGUUUUUGGGCUGCCUGUGGCAAGCCCAAUCAUAUACCGUAAAAUUCCCAAAAUAAGCCCCUCCAUGUAUAAGCCCCUCCAAAUAUAAGCUCCCCCGGGGGCUUGUACUUGGAAAAUUACCCUCAAAUACAAAGUGAAACAAAGCAAAAACAGAUUUACUUCCAAUUGAAAAAGUAUGAUUUUGAAAACAUUGUAGAACUCAGAAACAGCCUUUGAAAAAUAUAAGCCCCGGGGCUUAUUUUCGGAAUUUUACGGUAUUCAACUCUUUGAAAAAGUAUGUUAAACAUUGUAGAACUGUAAUUUUAGAGUGGUUCAAUGGUCAUGUGAUCAGCCACAUUUUGUGUAAUGCAACUUUCCUGCUAAGUUUUCUUUGCUUACAUUUUCCUAGUUUGAAAUGGAGCAAUAAUUACCUGUAAAAUAAAAAUAGUAUCAAAAUAUAUUGGUUUUAUGGCAUUGAUGUUUGUAUUUUGGCUACACCAAGAUUACUUUUCUGAUAAUUUUGUUGCUCAGAUCACCAGCCUAAUUAAAUCACUGUACAGUGUCCUAUGUGCUGAAACCAUUUUGGUCACCAUGGAAAGAAGAAAAAAAAUUUAGAGGAUCAUUUUGAAAGUUAUAAAUCUGAGUCUUUUUUUCCCUGCAGGGUCUAUCGAAGGAAAAAGCUGCUGAAAUUUUAGAACGUGAUGGCCCCAAUGCCUUGUCCCCCCCUCCUACUACUCCUGAAUGGGUGAAGUUUGCUAAGCAGUUGUUUGGUGGUUUUGCCCUUCUUCUGUGGUUUGGAUCUAUUCUUUGCUUUAUUGCAUAUGGCAUCCUGGUAGCUACAGAGGAAGAACCAUCAAAAGAUAAUGUAAGUUGUUAUGCAUGAAUUAUAAUCACUAAUUAUAAUAGUGGCAGUCACCUCUUGUAACCCUGUUAUCAGAUUCAUUUGACAAUUUUUCUGUUGUUGUUUUAGUUGUACCUUGGAGUUGUGCUUGCAUUGGUGGUUAUCGUGACUGGAAUCUUCUCAUAUUAUCAGGUAUAGAGAUUUUAUUGGCACAGUAUCCACAUGUUCCUGAAGAGUCAUUGAUUGUUUGUAGUUAUCAUGAUUGAUUUGAACCUGCUGCUGGUGCAUCGUGGUAUAGUCUAUAUUUUUUCUUUAUCACUGAAUAUCGUGAUUUACCCCAUUUGAUGCAAAAUUGGAAAAGACACCUCCCUUCUCUGUAGCAAAUUAAUCAAGACAAAGACUUCUGAUAUGUUUUUUAAAGUGAAGGACUGUCUUAGCUGUAUUGGCCAUGCCAGUUCAACAGCUAAGACAGUCCUUCCUCUGAACAGUAUUUUGUUUUUUACUCAGAUCCUAUAGUAUAACAAAAUAAUAUUUGAUUGUCUUUCUUGUCAAAAGCUAAUGAAGUUAGUAAAAAGGCAUUCACUUCUGAAUAUUUAUCUUCUGAGCUGCCUGUACUUUGUCACUGACUUAAAAUCAUCUUUCUUCAUUCUUUCUGCCGUGAUAAUCAUCUUAGGAAGCUAAGAGUUCUCGAAUCAUGGAAAGCUUUAAAAAUUUGGUUCCACAAGAAGCACAUGUGAUGCGAGGUGGUGAAAGGUACACAAUCAAUGCAGAACAGGUUGUAGUUGGUGACAUCAUCUUUGUUAAAGGAGGAGACCGCAUUCCUGCUGAUAUCAGGGUUAUUGAGGCCAGAGGCUUCAAGGUAAAAUCUGGCAGUAGAUCAUCAAUUUAGAAUCAGUCAUGAAAAGUCAAGGAAAAAUAGUCAUUUAUACAUAACUAUUUCCUAACCCAUAAGUGAAAAACACUACUAUUGUUGUAUUUUAGCUUUUUUUAAAUGUUUUUUUAAAGAUUGUUGUAUUUUUAACUUUAAUGUAUUUUUAAUUAUUGCAAUUUAGGCUACUUUUAUAUAUUUAAGAAUUUGUUCGUCCUUAGAAUUCGUAUUUUGAGUUAUGGAUGCUUGUGGGAAGUUUGGAGAGCAUGAAAGAUUCGUAAGAGUUCGCUGAGUGCAACUCUAGCUUCUUGAGUACUCUCCAAACUUCCCAAGUGCAUCCAUAACUUGAUAUAUGCACAGCUAAAAGCAUGAGCAAAUUCUUUUAUAAUGUAGCUGACAAAAAUGCUUGCUUUUUGAUUAACUACAAAAUUCUUGCAACGCACGACACAAUAACAAACACUUCUAUUGGCUGAUUACAAACAUGCCACCAUGGUCUAGUUUGAAUGAAAAUUCUUUCUGUAAAACUGAGAAAGAAAAUUUGCUUAUUUAUUCAUUAACGAUCAAUGAAAACUAUAAAGAAACAAAGGUAAAAGCUAAGAGUCUUAAAGUCCACCUAAAGUUAAAAUACUCACAUGUUCGUAAGAAGUCGUGGAGUAUGGUUUGGAAUUGCUUGUUGUUUUUGUGCGAAAUAAAUUUAUGUCUUCUUGUGUAAUUUGUCUUGUUAUUGCAGGAGAAAUUUUCCUGCUUCAGUAGGAUUGUCUGGUGAUAACAAAAGUGCAUAAUUUUUUGCUGUUAAGCUUACUUUAUAAUUAACUUGUUUUGUAGGAUAUAAAACAAACGUUAAAAAUGGAGGACACUUUAGACAAAUUGGAUAUUUUCCGACACAGACCAAUUUGUAGUCUUUUUCCACUUAAAUGUCAGUCGUUAUGGCAGACUUUUCAACGAAUCAUUCAGAUCAGACUCUAUUAUUUUGUGAAACAUCUUCACCACUUUUGCUGUUGGUUUGAGUGGCUAGAACAAAGCUAAAUUCCAAAAAAAGUUUAGAAAGUUUUUUAUCAUGGCCGUCAAUUUUUGGGUACUUAGAAAAAGAGACGAAAAAUACAGCUGAACACAUCAUCAUGAACAAAAUUUUUAUUGAUGCACGCCUGUGCGUAAAUAAAGAUUUUGUUCAUAGCGGCUCAAUAGAACUUAUAUAGGGCAAGCAUGCGCGCUAUGUUAUAAAUUUUUUUCCAGGGCCCUCAUUGAUAUCAGCAUUUUAUGCUGAAGAGGUAACCCUGGCUAAAUAACAUUUCUUCUUAUUAUAACUUCCAAAAUUGCUAAACUGUUACCCUUACAGGAAAAUCAUGUUCUUCUUUGAAAUUUUGAAUACGCCACAUGACCAUUUUGAGUUUCCCAUUUUGUCAUUUGGCUCUCUUUUAAUUUUAGAAUGGCAAAAAAUCACUUCAAAGAUGUGAGGUCACUGAUUUUUAGGGCAGGCUGAGAUGUUUCAACAGAAUUCUAUCCUCUGGCAGUUUUAGAGCAUUUGAACAGCAAACCAUGCUUAUUGUCUUUGUAGAAGGGUUGGAGAGCCACUUGACAAAUCAGAGUGUUUGGAAUGGUCACAUGAACUGUAUAAAAAUUCAAAUGCAAACUAUUUAUUAUCAGGAUGCACACACUUUAUUAUUUUUGGCAGUGGAAAGACAUUCUUUAUCAUCAUUUUAUUUUCAAAUACGACAAUAAGAGUUAGUCUUGAGUUUGUUUCUCUGUGUAGGUUGACAAUUCCUCACUGACUGGUGAAUCUGAACCCCAGAGCAGAGGCCCAGACUGCACCCAUGAAAACCCUUUGGAAACCAGAAAUCUAGCUUUCUUCUCUACAAAUGGAUUAGAAGGAAACUGUGUGGGUGUUGCUGUACAAACUGGUGACAACACUGUGAUGGGUCGUAUAGCUAACCUGGCAAGCGGUCUAGGCAGUGACAAAACUCCUAUUGCUAUUGAGGUUGAGCAUUUCAUCCAUAUCAUUACUGCUGUUGCAGUGUUCCUUGGUGUUUCCUUCUUCAUUAUUGCUCAGAUUCAGAAAUACAAAUUGAUUGAGUCUGUUGUCUUUUUAAUUGGAAUCAUUGUGGCUAAUGUACCUGAGGGACUUCUUGCAACUGUUACGGUAAGUUGAAACAUUACAUACUCUUUAAAGUUACAUAUUCUUAUGCAAGUUACAGGUAAAAAGACUGCUGAACUGUCCUUACAUUAGUUUCCUCUAUACAAAAUGAUAUUGCUAUUGUAUAUAAAGAGAAAAAAACGAUCUUAUUUUUUGGAAGUGUAACUAAGGUCAUAUGAACUUUAUAAAAUGACCAUUGUUUAAACCACCAGUGGCCUGUAUUUGAACUGACUAUGCAUGAAGGGAUUAAAUGGCUGUACAUGUAAUCAAUGCUGCUUUUUUUUCCAUGUGAAAUGAAGGUAUGUUUGACACUCACUGCAAAAAGGAUGGCAUCCAAAAAUUGCUUGGUGAAGAAUCUUGAGGCUGUUGAAACACUUGGAAGUACAUCAACAAUCUGCUCAGAUAAGACUGGAACUUUGACACAAAACAGAAUGACAGUCGGUAUGUAAAGUUCUCAAUUUGGAGAGAGUGACUAGUGAAGGUGCAAUGCAUUUUUUUUAUUCUUAAGGCUAUGAUUGUAGUUAUUAUUCACGUGAUUUUAAAUAGAUUCUGAUCAGAAUAUAGACUUGCAGACAUGAUGUUUCUGUUGAACUACAUUGCAGUGUAGAGUUUUCUUAGUUUGUAAAUACUCUAGGGCUACAUUUAUGUCAGUUUAUGACUGUGUAAAGUUCAGGCAUUUUGCACACAUCCUAAAAUAGACCUUUUUACCAAUAUGGUGGCCAUAUUGAAUUAAUUAGAUUUAAGGAGUAUUAUAGGAUUCCCAGGGAGCACGAGCACAAAUAUCUGACAUAUUCGCUCCGUAUUUACGUGUGCUUUUUGGGCCAAUUUUUCUUUUUAAGUUUUCCUAGAGAAAGAUGGGAAAAAAAGAUCGUUGUGUCGUGUUUGGAUGUAAUAAUUAUGAUCGCCUUUUUACCGAGAAAUAUACAGUGAAGUUCUCUUUUUGCCCAAAACCGCGCAUAAAUACUGAGUGAGUGCCCCUUGGGGAUACAAUAAUACUCCUUAAAUUUUUAUCUAUGGCCGCCGUAUUGGUAAAAAGGUCUGUUGACAAGUUUGUUGUUAGGGACUUGUCAGAAAUUAGCGGGGGGAGUGGGGUGGGAAUUUUAAAUUUGGGUUCGGAAAUGAGGUGACCCAUCCCUGCAAUGGGAGUGAAAUUUGCUAACCCUUCCCUUGACCCUGGCCUAAAAUAUCCUGACCCUUCCUCUCAUGUAUAAAUGAUAAAAUCUAGUUCUUGCAAUACACUAGGGUCAGUCAGUAUUAUAAAAGCUCAAAAUAUAUUUCUAAUCUGUUUUUUGUAAUGCCAAUACAUACAUUUUAGAUGACAGCAUUAAGAGUCAGACUCUGAUUCUGACAGCUGAUCACGCGACUCUCCUAUUUCUCCCAGUUUUUUUUUUUUAAUAAGUAGUUUCUUGGAAAUCGAUUUUGCGAUAAAUAUUAGCGAUAAAAAAUCACGACGUUUCGACCUCUCCGAGGUCAUUUUCAAGUGUAUAAAAGUUCUCUAAAUUAGCAUAGAUAAGUUAAAAGCAAGUUAUAAUAGAUAAAAAUGUAGUGAACGCUAAAAUGUGAUAAAAUAUGUAAAAAUGUAAAAAGUGCUAAAAAAAUAUUUAUAAAGUCAAAAAACAAUGGAAAUAAAACAAUGUUAACAAGAACUACUCUAAACAAAUAAUUUGGCGAAUUGAAUCGCACUGUUUGUUAAGUGUCGGUUUCAGUUCUUGGAUAAAAACAUUUCAAAAAUAAGGCAGUCAAAUUUGUUCUGACACUUCCUUAAGAUUCUAAAACUUUGUGCGAUGUCUUCAGGCUCCAUAUCAUGCUGCUCUCUGAGGUGGUUUCCGAUUGCCGAUCCUUUGUGUUCUUCAAUUCGUUGGUGUAGGUGUCGGCACGUGUAGCCGACAUAACCUGCAUCACACAGGCUACACUGGAAAGAAUACACCACGCAUUGUUGACUCACAAGAGGCGGCUUGUCUUCCUUGACCUUAAUUUCAUCUUUGAUCUUCCUACUCAGAGAGCAGCAUGAUAUGGAGCCUGAAGACAUCGCACAAAGUUUUAGAAUCUUAAGGAAGUGUCAGAACAAAUUUGACUGCCUUAUUUUUGAAAUGUUUUUUAUCCAAGAACUGAAACCGACACUUAACAAACAGUGCGAUUCAAUUCGCGCCAAAUUAUUUGUUUAGAGUAGUUCUUGUUAACAUUGUUUUAUUUCCAUUGUUUUUUGACUUUAUAAAUAUUUUUUUAGCACUUUUUACAUUUUUACAUAUUUUAUCACAUUUUAGCGUUCACUACAUUUUUAUCUAUUAUAACUUGCUUUUAACUUAUCUAUGCUAAUUUAGAGAACUUUUAUACACUUGAAAAUGACCUCGGAGAGGUCGAAACGUCGUGAUUUUUUAUCGCUAAUAUUUAUCGCAAAAUUUUUUUUUUUUUUUAAUAAAGAACUUCUUUUUUCUUCUGUGGGUGAACCUCUACAUGAUCACGGACAAAUAUUUUCAUGACCCUCCCCCUUUUAACAGCCCAUUUUUCAUGACCCCCUCCCUUUUCUGCAGUCGCAAAAAGUUGUGACCCUCCCUCUGUUUCCACCCCCCCCCUUCCCCCCUGCUAAUUUCUGACAAGUUCCUUAAUGGAAAGCUAGAUGUACUAGAUCAGAGCUGUUACUAGUACGUGAAAAGGUCAUGCACCAUUACUAAAGUGAACACAAAUUUUGCAGCUCAUAUGUGGUUUGACAACACAACAAUUGAAGCUGAUACCACUGAGGACCAGUCAGGAGUUUCCUUUAAUAAGGUAGGGAUAACUGUGCUCUGCUCUCUUUAUACAUCUCUUAUUGUCAAAACAUGCACUUGACAAAGCCAAAAGAACCACCUUGAUUAGGGGUGGUAGCUGGAAUAUAAAAAUGGACCUGGUGGCCACAAUGUUGCCCAUCAGGACUAACUAAGGGUCAUAAAGUUUCUAUUGUUCUCUUGUAGACAUCUACUACAUGGAAAGCACUGGCUCGUAUUGCAGGACUGUGUAAUAGAGCAGUGUUUAAGGCUGAUCAAGAUCACAUUCCUAUUUUAAAAAGGUAAGGUCUGAACUUAAAAAUGAUUAAUUAGCAAGUAGAAAAUUUGAUUUACACAUAAACAUGUGUAUUUCUUUAUAGGCUCUUGUUAACUGAAAACUGUUUGUUUUCAAAAGAAUAUAUUAUGUUCAUAAGGAGUUUAAAGUGAUAUUAGUGAGAUAAAACCUUAUGACUGUUAAACAGGUUUGGAUUAAUAGGGGUAGGGACAGGAUAAACAGUUUUUUGAGGCUGACUUAAUUCGUUUUUUUGCAGAGAUUGUUCUGGAGAUGCUUCUGAGUCAGCCUUAAUGAAGUAUGUGGAGCUGUCAGAGGGAAGUGUGAAAGAUAUGAGGGACAAAAACAAAAAGAUUGCAGAGAUCCCUUUCAAUUCCACAAAUAAGUACCAAGUAUCAGUUCAUGAAAAUGCUGAUCCUGAUGAUAAUCGCUAUAUUCUUGUGAUGAAGGGCGCCCCAGAGAGAAUAUUGGACCGAUGCUCAACAAUCCUGCUGAAUGGUGAAGAACAGGAACUUGAUGAAAAGAUGAAGGAAGCUUUCAAUACUGCUUACCUUGAACUGGGAGGCAUGGGAGAGCGUGUGCUUGGUUUCUGUCAUUUUUUCCUGCCUGAGGAUCAGUUCCCACAGGGUUUUGAGUUUGUUACUGAUGAGGUACAUAUAUUGUUUGCAAAUACAAAAUUUUGUAGUUGUAUGAUAUGCUGCAUUUUGUCAGCUUAAACCAGCAUUCAAACUAUUGUGAUACAAAUUUCCCUUGGUUUACUUGAGAAUGGAUUUUACCUACAACAUAUACAUCAAUUAUAGAGCUAGUAUACAUGAAUGGAACGAUAGGAAAACUUAAGACAAUGCAUUUUUAGACAUAGUCAUGUUGUAAGUGACAUUUUUCAAGUACAGGUUAACCAAAGUCCUCCUUAGUGAUUUUUUUACAUUAUGUAUAUAUCCUGUUAUACAGUCCAGUUUUCACGACUCAAACAUUUUUUUUCAUAGCCUCCUAAUUUCCCCCUCGAAAACUUGUGCUUUGUUGGUCUAAUGUCCAUGAUUGAUCCUCCUCGUGCCGCUGUUCCUGAUGCUGUCAGCAAAUGCCGCAGUGCUGGAAUCAAAGUUAUCAUGGUCACUGGUGAUCACCCAAUCACAGCUAAGGCCAUUGCAAAAGGAGUUGGAAUCAUUUCUGAGGGUAAAAUGCUAGGAGUAAUUGUGUUCACAUGUUCAUUAAAGAGCUGGAGAUCACAGAAAAAAAUUUAGAUUCGUAUAAUUAAAAAAAAACAAGACAUACUAUUUUAAUGCUGUGCGAUCAGUUUGCUCUUAGAACUUUGCAACCCAUCCAGGGGACUAGAGAAUCUUAAUUAAAACUGAGAGUCUGCCAGCAUACCUAAUCGAUAACUAGUAACAACAUACGUACAUGUAUGUUCUUGGAAAUAUGAUUCUUCCUUACAUUUUUAUUGCUGCAUUUGUAGGCAUAUGGGGAUAAUCGAAUGAACAUUUCCCAUAAUCAAUUAUCCAGUCACUUAAAGAUUUUGAUCAAUUCAAACAGAACACUGCUACUUAAACUCAUUUUUGAUUUAAUGGAAAAUUCUUGCCACAGUUUUCUAUGUGUUACUGCUAGCAUUUCUUGGGAUGGUGGCAGCUAGUGCUAGGAGUACACUCUUGUCCUCUCAAGUCUGUUAGUGAUGAUUUAUCAUGGAUUUUCUCAGCUGAAGUAAAGUGAUGAGAACACCAUGCUGCCUUCCUUCUGACAACAGACAAACACUGCUAAUUUAUUGAAUGUUUUUUUUUUUAUAUAGAAUAAAGAAAAUGGUACUUUUUACUAAACAGUUUUCUAAUGUGAAGUACAUGGUUAACAUGCAUUAUGGAACUCUUUUAGGAACAGAGACAGUGGAGGACAUUGCUGUCCGCCUUAACAUCCCAGUAAAUGAAGUUGAUCCAAGACAAGCUAAAGCCAUUGUUGUUCAUGGUUCACAAUUGAAGGUUAGUUUUAGCAUCCCAUUGUAACUACACACUCUACUUACCAUACAGAGAAACAAAGUUUCAAAUUAUACCUGUACAUAUGUAUAAUGCUAUACUUUUAGUAACAGACUGCAUAUAUGUAAUUUUUAUUUAGAAAACGUAUGUUUCUAGAUGACUUGUAUUUGUGUAACAACCCUACUACUAAUAUCUACCAAUCAAAUAAGGAAAUAUUUAUGGUUGUUUUCUAAAGGCUAUUUUGUUGUUUGCCUUUUAAAGGUUAUUUUUAGUGUGAUGAGUAUUCUAUUGUAACUUGACUAGGCUGGAAGCCAUAUUUUGCAUUUUAACUUUAAACAACUACAUUUUAGCUCCGGGUUCGUGCAGGGUCCUGGAAAAUCUGGAAAGUCAUCGAAAUUUAAAUGUCAAAAUCCAGGCCUGGAAAACCUUGAAAAUAUGUGUUGGUCCUUGAAAUUCAUGGGAAAUCAGACUUUUAUGUGGACAGCGAAAAACUGUACUUCUUACGCAUGUGGGGUGCAAAGACUGGAUAUUACGAGAUUCAUACUCUCAGUGCAAAGCACGUUGUUGCCUUUGCCAAAAAUCAUUCGACUGCAUGCUCAAACAUGGGGGAAUCCACUCUCAAAAGUCAUAUGAGAGGAAAUAAGAUGUGGUAACCAAUUUAGAUUUAGAUAAUUAGCAGCAUUAAUAGCUUGAGCAGUCGUCUUCAAACACAGCAUCUUUAUCUAGCUCUGACAACCCAAAUCCUUUGAUGUCUUGUGGCUUAGUUUCAAGCCCUUUAGUACAUGAUGCAAGUGCUGAAACAGCAAGCUCAUGUGCUUCUCGUAAAGAAACGUUGGUAACAUGUUAUAUAGCCAAAGAGGAAACACUUAACUCUUGCAGAAACAUUGCAGAAAGGCUACAUAGUUUGUUGGUUUGUUGCAAUUGUUUAUGUUUUCCUGGCUAUUCCUGGUCCUGGAUUAUAUAUGGUCCUGGAAAGUCCUGGAAUUUUGAUCGAACAGUAGUGUACAAACCCUCUUAGAUCUACAAUGAAGACUUUUUUUUCUUUGUCUGUAGGAAAUGGAUCAAAGUGACAUUGAUGAUAUUCUGCAGCAUCAUACAGAGAUUGUUUUUGCCAGAACCUCUCCACAACAAAAACUGAUCAUCGUAGAGGGCUGUCAACGGCAGGGUUCAAUUGUUGCUGUUACAGGAGAUGGAGUUAAUGACUCACCAGCUUUGAAAAGAGCAGACAUUGGUGUGUAAAUCAAUACUGGCCUUAAUACUGAUAGAUAAUUGUACCACUUAAUGUAUAAUAAUAUUAUUACAAUAGUGUAUUUAGUAUGUAAUGCCGGUAGUGGAUUAUUACACAGUAUAUCAUUCACAGACUAAACAUUGGGUGGAACAUUUUAACAAUCUAAGGGGAUAGAAGAAUUUAUAUUUAUCAGCUAUUUAAUUAUGUGGGUUGAUUACAGGUGUUGCUAUGGGUAUUGCUGGUUCAGAUGUGUCUAAACAGGCUGCAGACAUGAUUCUACUGGAUGAUAACUUUGCUUCUAUUGUUACUGGAGUUGAAGAAGGUACAAAUUUUAUUUCAAGACUGGGUUAUAUAACUUUGGUAAGACAUGGUAUGUUCUCACCAAGAUGUUUCUCUUGUGAUCAGGAUAGUUAAAUCCCUGAUUGUAGUAUCCUAGUUUGUUCAGUACAUCACACUCUUACAAAUGUGUUAGGUUAUUAGUCUGUUUAUGAUGAUUUAUCAUGGAUUUUCUCAGCUGAAGUAAAGUGAUGAGAAAACCAUGCUGCCUUCCUUCUGAAGACAGACAUCUACUGUCAGUUUGAGGAAUUAUUGCUUUUUUCACCUGCUCUUUCAAGCUAAAACGAGAGAAGCAGUACUGAAGUCAAAUUCUUCUCACUUGUUCUCUUACUACUAGAUGUAAAACAAACUAUAUAAUGAGAAGUAUCCUUAUAAUCCUGUUGUAAAGUUGUUAUGAAUAAUGGAGAAAUUUGAGUAGAAUUCAGUGAACAUGCUGUUUGAGUUGACAAGAUUAUAUAUUUUCUCUUCAGGUCGUCUGAUCUUUGAUAACUUGAAAAAGUCUAUUGCAUACACACUGACUAGUAAUAUCCCAGAGAUCAGCCCGUUCCUCAUGUUUAUCAUCUUGUCCAUUCCUCUUCCUCUUGGUACUGUCACCAUUCUCUGUAUUGACUUGGGUACUGACAUGGUAUGUACAAUAUUGACUUACAUUAUUUUUUAAUAUACAUGUAGAACCUGCAUUUUUAUAUUGUUGUGGUGACCCAGUGUUAUUUGUCCUUAGACAAGAAACUAUUUCUUUGGAUUGACGGACCUGUGGGCACGUACAUGCGAUGGAAAGUUAGCGAGAUCAGCCGUGACAAUAAACCUUGGACAAAUUCUCACCACAGCCACCAAAAACCUGGCCAUGUUCUACUCUUUUUUCAAGCAUUUUUUCAAACAUUGGGCUGAUUGUUGGACAGUAAAGUUAUGCUUUUGAAGUAAAUGGCCAGUUUAAGCCAGAUUCACCUUACCUGGGCCUAGCCUUAGAUCAUGUCCCCUCACCCAUCAUUAUUCACUCACAUCUUCUAGCUAAUUUAUAAAAAGUACACCAGCUGGCCUGUCUUGGUGCACCAGCUUAAGUUGACAGUUGAGAGCCAUUUAACCAGUUGACUACAACUGUUCUUUUCCUUCAAGGUUCCUGCAAUUUCACUUGCCUAUGAAAAAGCUGAAUCUGACAUCAUGAAGCGACAGCCACGUGAUCCUGUCAAUGACAAACUUGUAAAUGAAAGGUGAGCUCCUUGAUAAUUAUGUUUAUGCAAAAUUUACCAAUUCUAAAUCAGUUACCAAAUCUUGUAUCACUGUAAACAGACGCAUGGGUUGGUAUGUUACAAACAGCUGUAAUAUGCUGUGACACAGAUUGAAGUUAAGUUUUUUUUUAUUGAUAUUUACAUGAAGCCCUGCCAGGGUAAAUUCUGACAAGCAACAUGGCCCCAAAAGCAGUGACAGCGCAUAAAAUGAAAUCGGGACAAGAGACAACCUCCCUCGGCCAAACUGCGACAGUGACGGCAAAGCCGACAAUAAGCGACAAGCAUUUAUAAACACUGACAUCGACACCGACACUUCCCUGCAGGGCCUCUUACAUUUGCCAUUAAACUUCAAUUAUUGAACCUUGCUAAACUAAGCCACCAGCUCCUCACCUGUGCUGGUUAGUGCACAAGACACCAGUCAUCAAACUCUUUUGAGGCCUCUGACAAGCACACAGUUAAACACCAGCCAUUGGCCUCAUAGCAGUCAUAAGAUGUUUUGUGUUGAUGCUCAGGAACAUCAGCCAAUCAUUUGUAGUAAUUUUGACUCCUCGUAAAUUCCAAUGCAAUCUACAAAACAUCAAUUUUACUAUGAGCUUGUUAUUCACCCUGUUACAUGUACAUUUGUACUAACUUCCUUUUAUGGCCUAUCUUACCAUACUGCCUUCCUUUUUAGACAGAUUAAUAUGAUUUGAUAAUGAAUGUUUCAUUAAUUCCCAGGCUGAUUGCAAUGGCUUAUGGUCAGAUCGGAAUGAUUCAGGUAAAACUGCUGUCUUAUCAUUGUUUAACAGGCUAAGUUUAGGGAAACACUAUCUUAUUAGUGUAUAAAUUGUGUAAAUUUAUUUUAUCUUACAGGCCACGGCGGGUUUCUUUACUUACUUUGUUAUCAUGGCAGAAAAUGGCUUCCUACCUAAAAAACUCUUUGGCCUGAGAAAACCGUGGGAUGACAGAUCACAGAACAGUUUAACAGAUUCCUAUGGACAGGAAUGGGUAAAGUACCGACGCAAAUGAACUGAUAUGCUGUCUUGUUUCUUUGUCAACAAUUCAUUUUGUCAUGGCAAAGAUCUAAAUUUUACAUUUAACCUACAUUGAACAAUAUAUUUUGUUCUUACCGAACUUGAGCUUUAUACAUGCAACAAGUCUUAAAUAACACCCCAGUGAAUGGUGACGAUCCCCAGCCUAUCCAGCUGUGUUUGAAGCUACCUUAAUUUUCCAACUUUUUGGGUUUUCACAAGCACCAUCAUGUUUUUUUUUCUGGAUAAAUUCGGUUUGCUGUAUACUUUUAAAAAUGAUGUGUACAGUUGAUAACUCGAACCUUCCAGGGAAAUCAAAAAAGUUCGAGUUAUCGGGAGUUCAAAGCUGAAAUAACUGGAAAUAAGGAAGUAAGCAAAUGGAUGGGGAAGGGCGGCAAGAGAUAUAGAUUGAUCUUUUGAAAAAGGAAUUAUGCAGCAAAGCCUGAUUAAUGUACAGGGAUGGACACUGAAUUUAAACGGGAGUGAUGACCAAAAAGUAAAGACAACGAAUUGACUCUAUUGUUGUGAAAUAAAUUCAAUGUUUCAGACUUCAGUACACUGUUAUUUUUCUCGACUUGUCAGGCGCUUAAAGCAGAGUUGAAGUUAUCAAGGGUAAAAUUGCAUAGAAAUGAUCUGAGGGGAAACAAAAAUUACCUUGAGUUAGCGGGAGGUUCGAGUUAUCGAAGGCUGUAGUUACUGAGGGUAAAAUUACGUAUGUAUGAGGGAAAUCCAGGGACAAUUGUCUUUGGUUCGAGUUAGCGAGGGUUUCAGUUAUUGGGAGUCAACUGUAUUUUUUUCUUGCAGACUUAUGAUCAGCGUAAAAUAUUGGAGUUCACUUGUCAUACUGCCUUCUUUGUGAGCAUUGUUGUCGUACAGUGGGCUGAUUUAAUCAUCUGUAAGACUAGGCGCAACUCCCUCUUCACUCAGGGAAUGACGUACGUAUUAACUCAGGCCCGUUAACAGUUUUUUUCGAGAACAAUUUGUCGCUCAUGAACGCCUUAAUAAACGAUAGCGGUAUACAAAGAAAACAGUAACUGUUAAUUGAUAUACUAUCAAAAAACUCUGGGUAAUUGUGAAAACACUUGCGUACGACACCUGAGCCACUGAAUUGGAUGUAAGCAACAGCUCAAAAAACUAGAUUUUUUUCCAUGUUGUGAAGAACAGGCUUUUUUCAGGCCAGCUGCGUGUGAUUUAUUGAUAAUUCCUUGUCCUUUUGUUACAGUAACUGGUUCUUAAAUUUUGGCCUGGUGUUUGAAACCUGCUUGGCAGCGUUCCUGAGUUACACCCCUGGCAUGUCAAAUGGGCUUCGCAUGUAUCCUCUACAGUAAGUACUGUCAUCACAAAGAAAUGAAACAAAGUUGUAGCAAUUUUUUUUCUUUACCUUGCAAUGUUCCGGGGAGUAGGCGCCUAAUUGCUGGGAAAAGCAAGAAAAAAACUGAAACGUCUUUGGAGAGGAUAGUACUGUUUUUUGAUGUGUGGCAAAAGGAAAACGUUACGUUAGUGAUAUGAGUCAGGUUUAUUAACAGUGUGUGGGAUGGUUUUCUUUUUUUUUUUCAGUUGGACGUGGUGGUUCCCAGCCGUGCCUUUCAGUUUGGCAAUCUGGGUCUAUGAUGAGAUACGUCGUUAUAUUCUGCGUAGAUAUCCAGGAUGUAAGUCUUCUAUUUACCCUUUUAAAGCUAAAUGUUUCUAA